UAAUUAUAUGCAUUAUAUCCCAAAAUAUGUUCUCUUUCGCACAAUGUAGAGAGACUUAAAGAGACAGUUUACCGUAUCAAGAAAUGAAAGAAAAACGCAAAGUUAUUUAUUAAAACAUGGUCCUGGAGGGAAUACAUGGUGUUUAUUUUAAGCGUCACAUCAUACAUAACACUGCUUUCUAGUCUGCACUAGAAAACCCCAAUCUGCCUUCCUGUCCAGCUAGAAAAUAAUAAUUGCUUCUUCCUCGGCUGACUAGUUUCUAUGUCGAUAUGCGAUCGGCGCGCCUUUCAUUUUUCUUUGAUGAGUCACGUGCCGGCAAGUUUUCAACAUUGGGCAGGCUAUGAAAAAAAUGAAGUCAACUAGCCGUCCAUCUUCAGCCAUGUCAAAACAAGCGACAGAAACACCAAACAAACCACCAUCACGCCGCGAGCGACAACAAUGCUGGAAAGUUCGAGACGAGUACUUUGCUUGUCUGGAAAGCUGUGGCAUUCUUGAUCCUGAAGCGAUGAACACCAAAGACACUGUUCGGGAAAAGGGAAAGGCUUGCUUAGACAAGAAAAAACAAUACGAAGAUACUUGUAUGGCCAGUUGGGUGGAGUAUUUCAAUAAGCGCCGAGUGCUCGAGGAGCGUCAGCGCAAGUACCUGGAGCUUGCAAAGGAGCAAAGCGGCAAGCAAUAAAUGUACACACAUUCAGCAUAGAAAGAGCCGACGUGCUCGCCCCCCGCCCUGUGAAUAUUUCCAAAAAUA
This is a messenger RNA of Umbelopsis ramanniana AG, 748 nucleotides long. RefSeq lists its product as uncharacterized. Lineage: Eukaryota; Fungi; Mucoromycota; Umbelopsidomycetes; Umbelopsidales; Umbelopsidaceae. The coding region runs from base 341 to 679 and encodes 112 amino acids. Gene Ontology annotation, cellular component: respiratory chain complex IV; mitochondrion. The record is from RefSeq and is a predicted model, not a curated record. The transcript has 2 exons.